Molecule: messenger RNA, 1495 nt
Organism: Meriones unguiculatus (Mongolian gerbil)
Lineage: Eukaryota; Metazoa; Chordata; Mammalia; Rodentia; Muridae
Gene: Them6
Product: thioesterase superfamily member 6
Exons: 2
Coding region: 113-736 (207 amino acids)
Source: RefSeq, a predicted model, not a curated record
AUUGUUGGGAGAGGUGGUGCGUUCCGGUCCCCAGAGCUUCCAGGCUCUCGGGCAGGACCGGCGGCCGGCACCUGCGCAGCGGGCUCCUGGGCAGCCGGCGCCCGCUGCCAAGAUGCUGGGGCUGCUGGUGGGGUCUUUAGCUCUGGCACUCGCCUUCUUUGCGCUGCUUGACGGCUGGUACCUGGUGCGCGUGCCGUGUGCCGUUCUGCGCGCACGCCUGCUGCAGCCGCGCGUCCGUGACUUACUGGCCGAGCAGCAGUACUCGGGCCGGGUGCUGCCGUCGGACCUGGACCUACUGCUGCACAUGAACAACGCGCGCUACCUGCGGGAGGCCGACGUGGCGCGCGCCGCUCACCUGACCCGCAGCGGUGUGCUGGGGGCGUUGGGCGACCUGCGAGGUCAUACGGUGCUGGCCGCCUCGUGCGCGCGCUAUCGCCGCUCGCUGCGUCUGUUUGAGCCGUUCGAGGUGCGCACCCGCCUGCUAGGCUGGGACGACCGCGCCUUCUACCUGGAGGCGCGCUUUGUCAGCCUUCGCGACGGCUUCGUGUGCGCCUUGCUGCGCUUCCGGCAGCACGUGCUGGGCACCUCGCCCGAUCGCGUAGUACAGCACUUGUGCAAGCGCAAGGUGGAGCCCCCUGAGCUGCCAGAAGACUUGAAGCACUGGAUCACCUACAAUGAGACCAGCAGCCAGCUGCUCCGUGCCGAGAGUGGGCUCAGUGACAGAAAGGACCAGUGACUGCACACCCUCCCUGCACUGCCUGUCAGCCAGUCCAUUCCACAGAACGGGCCGCCUGGACUACACUCCCAGACAGAGUGGCCAUGGACAAGCCUGGCUCCUUUUACCCGCUUGACGCUCCUCUGUGCUUGCCUCAUCUUGGGCAGCUGGUGGGGUGGACAUUGUUGUCCCUGCCCAGCUUGUGCCCAGAAUGCUCAGGAUCCCGGAGCAGAAGGGAUGGCGGCACAGAACCCGAAGUCAGGGCUGCUUGUGGCUCAGCAGGCCAGAGGAGUCCUGGUUAUGGCUGGGGCCCUUGUGGCCUGGCUCUGGGGCCUGCAGCUUACUCAGGGACAGUGGGCCCUCUGGAGGGUCACCUUAUAGCAAGGAAGAUAGGCUAGGCCCCAGCCCAAGAGCCCCUGAGAACACAGAAGGGCAAGCAGAAGCUGGUCCUUGGCUAAGAUUCUGGUGAUAGCCACCACUCUUGAUAUACCCUGUCUAGUCAGGUCACCAAGGCCAGGAGCCCUGGUGUAGGGGGUCCCGUGACCCUGCCUAGCACCUGCCCUAUCAGCUCAGGUAGAGGACAGCUGCUUGAAGCUAGGAACUGCCUCCAUGCUACCUCUCUGGGAACCACACCUGGAGUCAGAGCCAAAAGCUUCAGUGAUGUCCUGAUCUUCCCCUCCUCCCCCCCAGCCCCCGUGCUGCUCUGCUUGCCUUAGUGCUAUCAAGGCUGCAAUGUGUUUUAUUUAAGGAAAGCACAAGAUUAAAAGAGUUUUAAAGGCA